AUGGCCAGCACUAAGUAUGGUAUGUUAAGGCAAACUGAGGAUAUCUUGGUGGUAGAGGAACCGACCUGCAAUGUACGCCUUAAAUGGAUCGCCAAACUACCAGAGGGAUGGCGCAAGUUCAUCAAAUAUACCGUCUGGAUACUCCUAGCGGUGACGGUUGCUAUACAAGCCCUGCUUCUCAGCUACCAACUCACCGUCCUGAUAAAACGAAACGCGCUGCCAUCGCCCAGCCCGACUGAGUACAACUUAUAUAAGAACACCCGCUUCGAAGCGUGCCAGACGAACUCCACAUUGCAGCCCAACUGUAACUUUCUAGACCGACGACAGUCCGAGGGCGCGGACCGUUUCGGGUGGAAGGCAUCGUCGAACGCGGGGUACUGGUGCGAAUUCGCAAGGUGUCUCCAGAACUGGAAGAUCGUGCCGUCGAAGCCGCGAGACAGCGCUUACGGGCUCACCCCUUUCGACAUAUGGUUCUACCUCAACAUCACCGCCAUCAACGUCCUCCUGGACCUACGCGACCCGUACCCCCCGAAAAGGUGCAAGGGGCCCGGUUUCUUGGAUUGGUCGUCGGUUGUAUAUACGGUCGCCACCUUGGUGUUUUGGAUGGUAGAAUGGGGGUCCCUGGCGCACGAUAGCACGACCGCGAGCCCGUUGUCGCUUGUUGCCUGGAUCUCUACGUGGAAACUGGCCAUCGGGAUCAACUUCCACCCCUGGUCUUGCUGGUCCCCUUUACAGGGUCGUAAGGCCAAGCGCGUGGCGUCUUGGGUUCUGAAUACCAUAGCACUUUUGCAGUGGUGCGCGACUAUUUACGCCUUGCGGGUUCACUGGGACUUCUACCACAUCCAGGCGAAUCUGACCGGACGGGGACGCGAGACAUAUGUCAUCAACAAGUACGACUGUGUGCAGUCUGAGAUCGAGUCCGCUCCCGGCAGGUCUGUAUGUUCCGCCGAGGCCCUCUGCUCCAAAAGGGGGUUCUUCACCAGUCCAGACUUCAACGUCGACGCGACAAGUCGGUACAGCCCCGUCGCAUACACUGUGCUUAUUUUCUACGGCAUUGCCAUUUACCCGUUUACUCUCGUCCUGUUCCUACUCUCCCGCUGCUUUUCAGGGGACGACGACGAGGAAGUGGCAAGCAAAGAAUCGCAUCCAAGGAAGAGUAAAUCCGGUAGUUCCAUCGCCUCUUUGCAUCUUUUCCUGCUCAUCAUAUUCUCCGUAGCGGGGCUCGCUUAUGGAAUAUGGAUGCUGGUGGUCGGGAGCCUCAAGUGGGAUUUCGAAAGACUCGCGACCGGUGAUAGAGGGACGAUCACUUGGAACCCUAACUGUACGGCUGUACAUAUUAAUGUGAGUCCGGAAUGGUUUUAUCUUGACGUUGAUGUUGAUGGGUAUGACCGCGCGCGGCGUAUCGCGGGUCUGUGGUUUAAUGUGUAA
Daldinia caldariorum is the source of this 1428-nucleotide messenger RNA. RefSeq lists its product as uncharacterized. Lineage: Eukaryota; Fungi; Ascomycota; Sordariomycetes; Xylariales; Hypoxylaceae. The transcript has a single exon. Bases 1 to 1428 code for a protein of 475 amino acids. The record is from RefSeq and is a predicted model, not a curated record.